Acaulospora morrowiae is the source of this 222-nucleotide messenger RNA. The record is from the annotation of a GenBank genome assembly. NCBI's taxonomy places the organism in Eukaryota, Fungi, Glomeromycota, Glomeromycetes, Diversisporales, Acaulosporaceae.
AAAAUUCUUGCACACAGGUUUAUGGGAGAAAUCAAUGUGUCAACUCAGAGACCGGUUACUGUUAUUGUUGUUCAUAUUUACUUGUUUAUUCAACCGACACGAAUGGUUUCAACGUUAAGAAACAGGUUAAAUCUGGUUGCGUCGAGAAUCCUGACUAUUGUAACGCCAACAGCACCUAUACAUGUCUCACAUGCUGCUAACAAUAACUGGCAAUACACUUAG